GAAGAAAUAGUCGAGGUGUGGGAUGGUGAAAAAGUGACACCUUUUGAGUAUCCGGUAAAGAUAUUUUCUGAACAAUGUGCUGGAACCGCACCACUUCCUUUAUCCAAAAAUAUCAGUAUAACUUGUAUGCCUCAAUGGAAUAAUAUAUUUGAUGAAAAACAUUGUAUCGGUUUAAAAUAUCUUAACGUAAGCCACUAUUUGCGCAAAUAUUCUACUGAGAGGGAUGGUAAUCGAACGAUAGUAUCAAUGGAAGGUAUUUCGGAAGAAAGUCAUCUGAUCCGUUGGUUGUACUGGAAUGGUACAGCCUGUAUCAAUGCCGUUUCGCAGGUGUUAAUUAAAUUUAUCACUCAUAAUGGAUUAUUGGAUGAUAUAUUAGCAAGUGUUCAUUAUGCUAAUAUAACCGAACAAAGUUAUUUUCAACAAUUAUAUCAAUUUGAUGCAAUUUUUAUUGAAGCUUUAUCCACUUCAAAUGCUACAGAAGUGAAAAAGCCAUUGGGAUAUGAUAUGAGACAAAUAAUUCGAAUUGAUAGUACCACAAAUGCGGAAUUUUCAUUUUUAUCCGGAAUGGAAUGCAACAGUCGGAAUCAACAAGUUAAUAUACGAUUUGGUAUUCAAAUUAAUACAGCCUGUCGUCUAAGAAUUACGACAUGCGCUCAGAUAUUGGAUCAAAUUCAACAUUUACUCAAUGAAUGGAAUGAUAUUAUUGUUUACAGCUUACCGUAUAAUACAAAUGAAACAAUUACUAUGCGAAAUAAUAAAUUAUUAUUCACAGAAACGAAUAAAUUGGAUGAAAGUUGUGAAUUAAUAACAGCUGCAUCGAUCAAAUUUGCAUAUGUACGAAUUGGAAAUAUUCAAUCUUACUCUCAUCGUUUAAUCUCAUAUGAAAUUGAAUUAAGUCUUUAUACCAUCUUAUAUGUUGUAUUUAUCAUUGAAAGUACCACAGCAUUGGGCGGUAUAUUUGCUUUAAAAGCUCUUACCGGUAAUAUGCCAUAUGUUGGUUUUGGUAAUCCAUGGAUUACCUAUCCUACAGUUAGUUAUGGUGGAGCUAGUAUUUAUUCACCAUAUAUGUCAAGAGGAUAUGGUAGCAAUACAUUUGGUAGAUUUGGUAAUACAGGCAUAUAUUAUCCAUAUCGACAAUAUUUCGGAUCACAAUCAUUAAUACGAAAUUCGUUGACGACUCCAGCAGAAUUAACGAAUUCGUUGACUACAACAUUAUCAGGCGGUGGACGAUAUUAUAGGGGAAGAGGAAAUCCUUGGAUUACCAAACAAUAG
Cercopithifilaria johnstoni is the source of this 1272-nucleotide messenger RNA. NCBI's taxonomy places the organism in Eukaryota, Metazoa, Nematoda, Chromadorea, Rhabditida, Onchocercidae. The record is from the annotation of a GenBank genome assembly.